CCGGUGCUGUCGCCGCCGUCCACAAAUGACACGGCACCGUUGCCGUGUACCGUGACACGAGCCUUGCUUUCUUUCUCUGGCGGUGGCGGCCUCUCACCCCGUCUCCGGCAUGGACGUCCUGGCGCCGCUGUCCCGCGCGCAUGUCGGCUCGCCGGCCGCGGCGGCCGCCUCCGCUCGCCCAUACGUUCUCCAUCGUUUCAACUGGCGGACCAUCCGCCGCCGAGGCGCCGGCCUGCGCUGCCGCCGGCGCCUGCUCAGCGCGCGGGGAGAGCGCCCGGCUCCCGAUGACGAUGAGGACGACGAGGAGCUGGCUGGGUUCGACGCAGCGGUGGCGCUAUUCAACGGCGGGGAGUACCACGCGUGCCACGACGUGGUAGAGGAACUCUGGUACAGCGCCGAGGACCCCGCCCGGACGCUCCUCCACGGCGUCCUCCAGUGCGCCGUAGGCUUCCACCACCUCUUCAACCAGAACCACCGCGGCGCCAUGAUGGAGCUCGGGGAAGGCCUCUGCAAGCUCCGCCGCCUGCGCCUCGAGGACGACGACGACGACCAAGGGCCCUUCUCUCGAUUCCGGGAUGAGGUCGCCGCCGUGCUCAGCUUCCUCUACCGCACCCAGAAGGAGCUUGCGGCAUGUAACGACGAGCUGUGCUUGGCCAUGGAUGGCUCCGCGACCUCGUACCAGCUGCUCGGCGACUUCGCUGCCGGGCAGCGGCUGUACCGGCAGGGAGUCGACGCGGACGGCGUCCCGAGCAUCCUCUUCUCCGGCCGCGCAUCCGGCGACUACCUCGCUCCUCCAUGCACGGUGAAGCUUCCGUCGCUACACGCCACGGAGCAGCAUCUCACGGCGCUCCAGCGCGCGCACGAGUACUCGUAGCUAGUUCCAUUUUUGUUGUAUACUCGUACUCCAUCCGUUCUGAAUUACUUGUCUUAGAUUUGUCUAGAUACGGAUGUAUCUAGCACUAAAAUGAAUUUAGAUACGGAUGUAUCUAGAUAAAUCCAAGACAAGUAAUUCGGAACGGAGGGACUGGUUAGGUAGCCAGCCAGAUGCAACAAAUUCGAUGGAACUUUGUAAACAAAUUCCAGGGCAAUCUGAUACUACUCGUUUAUUUUCUGAA
Aegilops tauschii subsp. strangulata is the source of this 1115-nucleotide messenger RNA. RefSeq lists its product as uncharacterized. The record is from RefSeq and is a predicted model, not a curated record. NCBI's taxonomy places the organism in Eukaryota, Viridiplantae, Streptophyta, Magnoliopsida, Poales, Poaceae.